This is a messenger RNA of Amborella trichopoda, 777 nucleotides long. Its product is annotated as serine protease inhibitor, Kazal-type family protein. The record is from RefSeq and is a predicted model, not a curated record. NCBI's taxonomy places the organism in Eukaryota, Viridiplantae, Streptophyta, Magnoliopsida, Amborellales, Amborellaceae.
UUCUCCAUUCCAAGCCUGUGAAAACGCGUUAAAAAGCAAACAGAUUCUUCGAAACUUACGAAAACCAGAGGACCUCCAAACCCUACAAGAACCAGAGAUCCUUGAAACCCUAGAUUGCUGGUGACGUUCGAAACCCUAGAAAAUCGACGGUCCUCUUCCUGAUCUCCUCUUCACGUUUGGUGGGCCUUCUCCGACAGGCCCACCGCCAUGGCUUCUUCUCUGUCAUCUCCUUCCUUCUUCUCAGUCCUUCUCUUUCUCUCUCUACACGCUUGCUGCCUCCUUGCUCAACCCCAGCUUAUCAAUCUACCAAGCCAACGUUCGAAUGACCAAUCCACGGCUUCUGGUUCGCAUCUCUGCCCCUCAAAUGGCGAGCCGCCUUCGUGUCCUGUAUCGUGUUUUAGCCCUGAUCCAGUUUGCGGAGCUGAUGGCGUGACCUAUUGGUGCGGGUGUGCUGACGCUCUCUGUUCGGGCACCACGGUGGCGAAAUUAGGGUAUUGUGAGGUUGGCAAUGGCGGAAAUGGUGCCUUUUCUGGUCAGGUACUCCUCCUGGUUCACAUUGUUUGGCUAAUUGUACUAGGGUUUCUGGUCAUUCUUGGCCUAUUCUGAGUUGUAGUUUUUGGCGGUUUUGUUGUUCCCAUUUCUCGAGAAUUGUUGUUUUGGAGAUGUAUCAUUGUUUACACUUCACAUUGAGGUUGGCAUUCAUGGAUGUACAUGUAUUGGAUUAUGAUUCUAUUGUACAUUUUCAUUCUUAAUGGAGGCUUUUUAUGCUUUUGGAUA